Neolamprologus brichardi is the source of this 1458-nucleotide messenger RNA. The record is from RefSeq and is a predicted model, not a curated record. Lineage: Eukaryota; Metazoa; Chordata; Actinopteri; Cichliformes; Cichlidae.
CUGUGAUGGCCAAACUUCAGGGCUUUGAGUUUUGGAGGAAAACUCUGAAAGCAGCACGCUAUGUGGUGGCUCCCAUGGUGGACCAGAGUGAGCUGGCUUGGCGUUUGCUUAGCCGCCGACACGGUGCUCAGCUUUGCUACACCCCCAUGCUGCAUGCUCAGGUGUUUGUCCGUGACGCCAACUACAGGAGGGAAAACCUCUAUAAUGAAGUUUGUGAGGAGGACAGGCCUCUUAUUGCACAGUUUUGUGCCAAUGAUCCAGAGGUGUUCCUUCAGGCAGCUUUGCUGGCUCAGGAUUAUUGUGACGCCAUUGAUCUCAACCUGCUGCUGACAGUGCACGGCAGAACCAAAGACCAGAAAGGCGCCAUGACAGGUAUCGCUAGCUGGGAGCACAUAAAGGCUGUGCGGCUGGCGGUAAAUAUUCCAGUAUUUGCUAACGGCAACAUCCAGCACCUCAGUGAUGUGGAGCGCUGCAUUCAGGAAACAGGCGUGCAGGGAGUGAUGAGUGCAGAGGGGAACCUCCAUAACCCAGCGCUGUUUGAUGGCCGCAGCCCCCCGGUGUGGGAAAUGGCUGAGGAGUAUCUAGAAGUGGUGAAGCGGUAUCCUCCAUGUACUCUGUCCUAUGUUCGAGCCCACCUCUUCAAGCUGUGGCAUCACACGCUGCAGAUCCACCAGGACCUGAGGGAGGAGUUGGCCAAGGUGAAGACUCUGGAGGGUUUGGCUGACGUUAGCAAACAGCUGAGGCUUCGCUGUCAGGAGGAGAUAGCCAAAGGAAAAGAUUCAGAAGAUAAAGAAAGCGGACUUCCUUUCCCCCACUGGAUCUGCCAGCCAUAUGUCAGACCAGUGCCAAAAGAGACGGUUACCAACGGUAACAGCCAGGCAUCAGUGUUGAAAAAGACAGUUUGUCAGAAGAGGGCACUGGAGGACUGCGAGUCAGCUGACACACUCUCUAAAAACAAGCAGAAGAAGAGAUCCCGCAACCCCAAAAAGAACUUCUGCCCCGAACAGAAACCCAAAUACAUCAAAUGUGAACAAUGUGGUAACCCAAAGGGAAAUAAGUGCGUCUUCAGCCUUUGUCGAGGCUGCUGUAAGAAGAAGGCUUACAAAGAAGUGGCAGACUGUCCAAGCCACGGGCUGAGGUUCAAGACCAAGGCAGAGAAACGGAAAGCAGAGGAGAAGGAGCAGGCGGAGAGAUCCACAACAGAGGUGGAGAGAAGCGACCGCUUUCCUCAGCCUCUGCAGGAUUCAAGAAGGGAACUGGAGGAGCCUCGGCUGCUGCUAUGAGCAGGACUGCAGCCAUCUCUGCGUGCACGAGCCACACACUCACUGGAGGGUGGAAGCAGUGCAUGCAGUAGUCGGUGCAUACUGUGUACACAGCUGCUAAGUAGUCUGUUUGGGACUGAUGGUGAAGUGUCAUCAAUCAACAGACCAAAAAAUAAAAGCUUAUUUUUAUGUAAAA